AGCCUCAAGGCGCAGCGGCAGCAGGAGCCAUUUUUUUCAUCAUUCAAGCGGAGUCGCGCGGACGGAGCGGAGGUGUAGCUGCUGCCGCUCCUGCCCCUGUUGCUGCGUGUGAGCGAGCGCGUGCGAGGGGCUUCGGCCGACGAUUAGCGCCAGGUUGCCCCUCAAAACGCGACCCGGAGUGGCCCGGAGGAAGUGCGCCCCGCAGAGAGCAUGGCUGCUCCGCAACAAAGGGAAACUCACGGGCGCAAAGUUUAAAGGAAUAAGCGGCGGCAGGAACAUUCGCACUCGGAGCGCGGCGGAGCGACACUGAGCCGCGAUGCACUUCGCUAAGUGGAAUUUGUUGGCGCUGCUCUGCUGGUGCCGGCUGCUUUCGCCGGCGGGCUGCUUCUCCGUCCACACCGGCGAGGAUGCGGGACCGGGGACGGUGGUGGCCGACGCGCGCAGGAGCGCGCGCUGUACUUUGCGUCAGGUCCUCGCUCCCAAGUGGACGGAGCGCUUCCUGGGCACGGACGCGGCCGCGGGCGUCGUGUUCGUGUCGGACUCGAUCCGGUGCCGCUCGCUGGGCUCCAACCCUUUUGCCGUGUACACCGUGGCGGACUGCGCGGACUCCGGCUUCAGGCACCUCCGCACCAGCCGGUAUGACGUGCGCGUUCACGGUAGGAACUGUUCAAACACGCGUAAAAGUAAGCCUCGGUGGGACAUGGAGGUCCUCAGCUUGUUCAUCCCGCACGGCCACCGACUCUCCCGGUGCCACCCAGCAGGCUCUGCUUUAUUCCCAGUGGGGGGGCUGCUGCCGGGCUCUCCGGUCCGCUGCAGAGUCACCAACGGCCGGGACUUUUAUUUCUCUGAGGGGGACUUGUUUGUGUCUGAGACUCUGUGCUGGAGGCAGGACACCCUCCUGGAGCUAGACCUGCUCUGCGACGUCCUCACAGGGAGCGGGCUGAGCGCUCAGGUCCACCCCGUCUCCAUCCACUGGCGCGUGGGCCAGGGCCCCUUUAGGCAGGGCCGCCUAGGGAAGCUAUUGCAAAAGGCAGCGCAGUCUAAUGCAGGGAUUGUGAGUAGGAGGAGGAGAAGCACCAACAGCAGCCCCCAGUUUCAGCCCCCGAUGUACCAAGUGUCUGUAGCGGAGAAUAAACCAGCCGGGGCCUCUGUUGUUGUUUUGAAAGCAGUGGAUUCGGACGAGGGGGAGGCCGGCAGGCUGGAGUAUUUCAUCGAGGCUCUCUUUGAUAGUCGCUCCAACAACCUCUUUGCCGUGGACCCGGCCAGUGGCCUUGUGUCCACAGUAGAGGUGCUGGACCGGGAGACGAAAGACACGCACGUGUUUCGCGUGACCGCGGUGGACCACGGCGCGCCGCGGCGCACGGCCAUGGCCACCCUCACCGUCACGGUCCGUGACACGAACGAUCACGACCCCGCGUUCGAGCAGCAGGACUACAAGGAGAGCAUCCGGGAGAACCUAGAGAUAGGCUACGAGGUGUUGACCGUGAGGGCCACCGACGGGGACGCGCCGGUCAACGGCAACAUCCUCUACCACAUCCUCAACAGUAACGGCUCCAGCGACGUGUUUGAGAUCGACCCGCGCUCCGGCGUCAUCCGCACUAAGGGCCUGGUGGACCGAGAGGAGGUGGAAUCCUACAUGCUGCUAGUGGAAGCGAACGACCAAGGCCGAGACCCGGGGCCCCGCAGUGCCACGGCCACAGUCCACAUAGUGGUGGAGGACGAUAACGAUAACGCUCCCCAGUUCAGCGAGAAGCGCUACGUGGUCCAGGUGCCGGAGGACAUGACCCCCAACACGGAGAUCCUGCAGGUCACCGCCACGGAUCAGGACAGAGGGAGCAACGCUGUGGUGCACUUCAGCAUCAUGAGCGGGAACACGAGGGGGCAGUUCUAUAUCGACGCCCAGACGGGUAAGAUGGACCUAGUGAGUCAGCUGGACUACGAGGCCAACAAGGAAUACACCCUGAGGAUCAGAGCUCAGGAUGGAGGACGCCCGCCGCUGUCCAACAUCAGCGGCCUGGUCACGGUGCAGGUGCUGGACGUCAACGACAACGCCCCCAUUUUCGUCAGCACUCCCUUCCAGGCCACCGUGCUGGAGAACGUGCCCCUGGGCUACUCCAUCAUCCACAUCCAAGCGGUGGACGCCGACUCCGGGGAAAACUCCCGGCUGGAGUACCGGCUCACUGAGACCACGCCGCACUUCCCCUUCAGCAUCAACAACAGCACAGGCUGGAUCGUGGUGGCGGCCGAGCUGGACAGGGAGAGCGUAGACUUUUACAACUUCGGAGUGGAGGCCCGCGACCACGGCUACCCGGUCAUGUCCUCGUCAGCCAGCAUUAGCAUGACCAUCCUGGACGUCAACGACAACAACCCGGAGUUCACCCAGAAGGCGUAUUACAUGCGAUUGAACGAGGACGCGGCCGUGGGGACCAGCGUGGUGACGGUGUCGGCCGUGGACCAGGACAUUAACAGCGUGGUGACCUAUCAGAUAUCCAGCGGAAACACCCGUAACAGGUUCUCCAUCACCAGCCAGAGCGGCGGCGGCCUCAUCACGCUGGCGCUGCCCUUGGACUACAAGCUAGAGCGACAGUACGUCCUCACCGUCACCGCCAGCGACGGCACCCGCUUCGACACGGCCAAGGUGAUGGUCAACGUCACCGACGCCAACACGCACCGGCCCGUGUUCCAGAGCUCACACUACACGGUCAACAUCAACGAGGACCGGCCCGUGGGCACCACGGUGGUGGUGAUCAGCGCCACGGACGAGGACACGGGCGAGAACGCCCGCAUCACCUACUAUAUGGACGACAGCAUCCCUCAGUUCGACAUCGACCCAGACACCGGCGCCGUCACCACGCAGAUGGAGCUGGACUACGAGGACCAGGUGUCCUACACGCUCGCCAUCACGGCGCGGGACAACGGCAUCCCCCAGAAGUCCGACACCACCUACCUGGAGAUCCUGGUCAACGACGUCAACGACAACUCCCCGCGCUUCCUCAGGGAUCACUACGUGGGCUCAGUGAUGGAGGACGUGCCGGUGUUCACCAGCGUGGUCCAGGUGUCCGCCACCGACCGAGACUCUGGGCUCAACGGCCGCGUCUUCUACACCUUCCAAGGCGGAGAGGACGGCGACGGGGACUUCAUCAUCGAAUCCACCUCCGGCAUCGUCCGCACGCUGCGCAGGUUGGACCGGGAGAACGUGCCUGUGUACAGCCUGCAGGCGUUCGCGGUGGACAAAGGGGCCCCUGCCCUGAAGACGCCCGUGAACAUCCAAGUUACCAUCCUGGACGUGAACGACAACCCCCCCGUGUUUGAGAAGGACGAGUUCGACAUCCUGGUGGAGGAGAACAGCCCCAUAGGCGUGGUGGUGUCACACGUGUCGGCCACGGACCCAGACGAAGGCAGCAACGCACAGAUCAUGUACCAGAUCGUGGAGGGGAACAUCCCAGAGGUGUUCCAGCUGGACAUCUUCUCUGGGGAGCUCACCGCACUGAUAGACCUGGACUACGAGACCAGGUCCGAGUACGUGAUCGUGGUCCAGGCCACCUCCGCCCCCCUGGUGAGCCGGGCCACGGUCCACAUCAAGCUCAUCGACAAGAACGACAACGUGCCCGUGCUGAAGAACUUCCAGAUCAUCUUCAACAACUACGUCACGGACAAAGCGAGCAGCUUCCCCACCGGCGUGAUCGGACGCAUCCCCGCCUUCGACCCCGACGUCUCGGAUCAGCUCCACUACAGUUUCGAGGUGGGGAACGAGCUGAACCUGGUCCUCCUGAACCAAAGCACGGGAGAGAUCCAGCUGAGCCGGGCCCUGGAUAACAACAGGCCCCUGGAGGCCUCCAUGAGGAUCUCAGUGUCAGACGGCGUCCACUCGGUGUCGGCCCAGUGCCUGCUCCAGGUCACCGUCAUCACCGACGAGAUGCUGUCCAACAGCAUCACGCUGCGUCUGGCCAACACCUCCCAGGAGCACUUCCUGUCGCUGCUGCUGGCUCAGUUCCUGGACGGCGUGGCCCGCGUGCUGUCGGCCGCGCCCCAGGACGUCGUCAUCUUCAACGUGCAGGACGACACGGACGUCAGCGCGCGCAUCCUCAACGUCAGCCUGUCGGUGGCCGUGCCGGCGCUGGGCUACGGGCGCCAGCGGCCCGGCGGCGACGGGCCGGCGCCGCGGCUGGGCAGCGGCGGCGGCGGCGAGUUCUUCGGCUCCGAGGAGCUCCAGGAGAGGCUGUACCUGAACCGCAGCCUCCUGGCCCAGAUCUCCUCGCAGGAGGUCCUCCCCUUCGACGACAACAUCUGCCUGCGGGAGCCGUGCGAGAACUACAUGAAGUGCGUGUCGGUGCUGAAGUUCGACAGCCUGGCGCCGUUCGUGGCGUCCGACACCAUCCUGUUCAGGCCCAUCCACCCCAUCGCCGGGCUGCGCUGCCGCUGCCCCGCGGGCUUCACGGGAGACUACUGCGAGACGGAGAUCGACCUGUGCUACUCCAAGCCCUGCGGGGCUCACGGCGUGUGCCGCAGCCGGGAGGGAGGCUACACCUGCGAGUGCUUGGAGGACUACACAGGCGAGCGCUGCCAGCUGUCGUCCCGCUCCGGCCGCUGCGCCCCGGGCGUCUGCAGGAACGGCGGCUCCUGCGUCAACCUGCUCGCCGGCGGCUUCAGGUGCGAGUGUCCGCCGGGCGGCUACGAGGCGCCCUACUGCGAGAUGACCACGCGCAACUUCCCCCCGCACUCCUUCCUGACCUUCCGGGGCCUCCGCCAGCGCUUCCACUUCACCCUCUCCCUCACAUUUGCCACGCGAGAGCCCGACGGUCUGCUGCUGUACAACGGCCGCUUCAAUGAGAAACACGACUUCAUCGCCAUGGAGAUCAUCAAUGAGCAGAUACAGCUCACCUUCUCAGCAGGCGAGACCAAAACAACGGUCUCACCACAAAUCCUGGGCGGAGUCAGCGAUGGCCAGUGGCACGUGGUGGAAGUUCACUACUACAACAAGCCCGUCCUCAACCAGGCCGGCCUGCCGCAGGGCCCCUCGGACCAGAAGGUCGUCGUGGUCACGGUCGACAACUGUGACGCGUCUGUCGCCCUGAGGUUCGGCCACGUCAUUGGGAACUACACCUGCUCGGCUCAAGGAAGCCAGUCAGGAUCCAAGAAAUCCCUGGACCUGACCGGCCCCCUGCUGCUCGGUGGAGUCCCCAAGCUCCCAGAGGACUUCCCCGUGCACAGCCGCCAGUUCGUGGGCUGCAUGAAGAACCUGCGCAUCGACAGCCAGCACAUAGACAUGGCCGGCUUCAUCGCCAACAACGGCACCCUGCCAGGAUGCUCCGCCAAAAGGCAUUUCUGCAACAACAGCCCGUGUCUGAACGGAGGAACCUGCGUGAACCUCUGGGGCUCCUUCAGCUGCGACUGCCCGCUCGGGUUCGGGGGACAGAACUGUGAACGAGCGAUGGGCAGCCCGCAGCGUUUCCUGGGUAACAGCCUGUUGCAGUGGACCAACCUGGCGGCGGCGGCGGCCAUCCCCUGGCACGUGGAGCUGAUGGUGCGCACGCGUCAGGCCAGCGCCACGCUGCUGCACAUCGCGUCCGGCCUCCAGCACAACCUCACGCUGCAGCUGCGUGGGGGGAGCGUGUUGAUGGGGCUGCACAGAGGCGAGGACUCGGCCCUGUCUCGCGUGGAGGAGGUGCUGGUGAACGACGGCGACUGGCACCACCUGCAGCUGGACAUCAGCGCCCUGGGAGGAGCCGCGGGCCGCCACAGGGCGCUGCUGUCUGUGGACCACGGGCUGUACCAGGCCAGCAUGGAGGUGGACGGGAGGCUGCGGGACUCCAAGCUGAAGAGCGUGAGCGUGGGCGGCGUGGCCCGGCUCGAUGGGAAGGUCCAGCACGGCUUCCGGGGCUGCGUCCAGGGCCUGCGCGUGGGCGGCGCCCUGAGCCUGUCCCAGGCCCGGAAGGUGAACGUGGAGCCGGGCUGCGCCGUGCCCGACCCCUGCAGCUCCGGACCCUGUCCCCCCAACAGCUACUGCAGCGACGACUGGGACAGCUUCUCCUGCACCUGCCUCAGCGGUUACUACGGCAGCAACUGCACCGACGCCUGCUCCCUGAACCCGUGCGAGCACGAGUCGACCUGCAGCAGGAAGCCGAGCUCGCCUCGCGGUUACGCCUGCGAUUGUCCCAACAACUACUUUGGCCACUACUGCGAGAAAAAGACGGACCUGCCGUGUCCCAGGGGCUGGUGGGGCCAUAAGACCUGCGGCCCCUGCGGCUGUCAGACCGACAAGGGCUUCGACUCGGACUGCAACAAAACCAGCGGCGAGUGUCGCUGUAAGGACAACCACUACCGCCCCGAGGGCAGCGACGGCUGCCUGCUGUGCGACUGCUACCCGGUCGGCUCCUUCUCCAGAGCGUGCGACCGGGAGAGCGGCCAGUGUCAGUGCAAGGCGGGCGUCAUCGGGCGCCAGUGCGACCGCUGCGACAACCCCUUCGCCGAGGUCUCCCCCAACGGCUGCGAAGUAAUCUAUGACAGCUGUCCCCAGGCCAUCGAGGCCGGGAUCUGGUGGCCCAGGACUAAGUUUGGCCUCCCUGCUGCGGUGCCCUGUCCCCGGGGAACGCUGGGCACGGCCGUCCGACACUGUGACGAGCACAAGGGCUGGCUGCCGCCCAACCUCUUCAACUGCACCUCUGUGACGUUCAGCAAGCUCAAAGUCCUGUCUGACAAGCUUUCCCACAAUGCAUCUGUGCUGGACGCCGGGCCGGUCCAGCAGACGGCGGCGCUGCUGGCCAACGCCACCGCGCACACGGAGCGGUUCUACGGCAGCGACGUGAAGGUGGCGUACCGCCUGACGCGGAGCCUGCUGCUGCACGAGAGCGGCCAGCGGGGCUUCAACCUCACCGCCACGCAGGACGUCCACUUCACGGAGAAUCUGGUCCGCGUGGGCAGCGCCAUCCUGGCGCCGGACACCGGGCCGCACUGGGAGCUGAUCCAGCGCACGGAGGGCGGCACGGCGGCGCUGCUGCGCCACUACGAGGACUACGCCAACACGCUGGCCCAGAACAUGAGGAAGACCUACCUGAGCCCCUUCACCAUCGUCACUCCCAACAUAGUCGUCUCCGUGGACCGCCUGAAGAAGAUGAAUUUUGCCGGCGCCAAGCUGCCGCGGUACCAGUCCCUGAGGGGCCCGCGUCCCGCCGACCUGGAGACGGCCGUCACGCUGCCCGACUCCGUCUUCCACCCGCCCGUGGACAACAAGGGCCACAGGCACCUGGACGUGUUCCCGGAGGCAGCGCCGCGCAACCGCUCGGCCGGCAGGAGGCGGCGGCAGCCCGACGACGGGCAGCAGGACGCCGUGGCCAGCGUCAUCAUCUUCCACAGCCUGGCCGCGCUGCUGCCGGAGAGCUACGAUCCCGACAAGAGGAGCCUGCGGGUCCCCAAGCGUCCGGUCAUCAACACGCCGGUGGUGAGCAUCACGGUCCACGACAACGACGAGCUGCUGCAGCACGCGCUGGACAAGCCCAUCACGGUGCAGUUCCGCCUGGUGGCCACCGAGGAGCGCUCCAAGCCCAUCUGCGUCUUCUGGAACCACACCAUACUCUCGGGCAGCGGCGGCUGGUCGGCCAAGGGCUGCGAGGUUGUGUUCAGGAACGGCACCCACAUCAGCUGCCAGUGCUACCACAUGACGAGCUUCGCCGUGCUCAUGGACGUCUCCAGGCGAGAGAACGGAGAGAUCCUGCCCAUUCGCGUCCUGACGUGGAGCACGGUGAGCGUGACGCUGGGCUUCCUCUUCCUCACCAUAGUCUUCCUCCUGUGCCUGAGGGCCAUGCAGUGCAACAAGACGAGCAUCGUCAGCAACGGCGCCACCGCCCUGUUCCUCUCCGAGCUCAUCUUCAUCCUGGGCAUCAACCAGGCCGACAACCCGUUCCUGUGCACGGUCAUCGCCAUCCUGCUGCACUUCUUCUACCUCUGCACCUUCUCCUGGCUCUUCCUGGAGGGUCUGCACGUCUAUCGCAUGAUCAGCGAAGUGCGAGACAUUAACUACGGGCCCAUGAGGUUCUACUACCUGAUCGGCUGGGGCGUGCCCGCCUUCAUCACAGGUCUGGCCGUGGGGCUGGAUCCCGAGGGCUACGGGAACCCAGACUUUUGCUGGCUGUCCAUGUACGACACGCUGAUCUGGAGCUUUGCUGGACCCAUUGCCUUGGUGGUGUCGAUGAACGUCUUCCUGUACGUCCUGGCCUCCAGAGCCUCCUGCUCGCCGCGACACCACAGCAUCGAGAAAAAAGAGCCUCGCGUCUCGGGCCUGAAGACCGCAGGUGGAGUCCUCUUCCUGGUCUCGCUCACGUGUUUCCUGGCGCUGCUCUCCGUCAACAGCGACAUGAUCCUCUUCCACUACCUGUUCGCCGGCUUCAACUGCGUGCAGGGCCCCUUUGUGUUCCUCUUCCGCAUUGUGUUCAAUAAAGAAGCGAGGAACGCCAUGAAAUACUGCUGCAGCCGCAAGCGCCCGGAUCAUAUGAUCAAGUCCAAGGCCUCUGGCUACAAAUGCAACACCAGCUGCGCUGACGGCCGCUUGUACCACCUCCCCUUCGGCGACUCCAGCGUGUCUCUGAACGGCACCAUGCAGAGCGGCAAGAGCCAGCAGAGCUACGUGCCGUUCGUCCUCCGGGACGAGGGCCUGAGCGGCAGCCAGGCGCACAUCGCCCUGAACGACCACGCGUCCCUGUACCACGAGGCCAAGCAGCGUCUGGACGAUCACGACAGCGACUCGGACAGCGACCUGUCGCUGGAGGACGACCAGAGCGGCUCCUACGCCUCCACGCACUCGUCCGACAGCGAGGACGAGGACGGGCCCCUCGGCCCAGAGGAAUGCUGGGAGAAGCUGGCCAAGAGGCCGCCGCCACACGACGCCAGUUUGGGGCAGGCGCUGUGGGCCGGAGCGGCGGCGGGUGAAGGCGAGGUCCCGGCUGCAGACCGGCUGAAGGCGCAGGCGUCUGAGCUCGACACGCGGGCGCCGUCGGACGAGCGGACGCCGGACAGCGCGCCUCCCAGUCUGCCCAGUCUGCCCAGUCUGCCCAGCCUCGCCGGCCACCCUCACAAAGGGAUCCUGAAGAAGAAGCAGCUUUCUCCGAUCGCGGAGAGGAACUGUCUGAAGCGCGUCCACAACGAGCUGUGUGAGCGCGGCGCGUCCCCGCAGGGCUCCUCCUCCAGCGCCAAGGCCGCUCCGCCCGACCACCUCAACGGCGUCGCCAUGAGCAUCAAGGCCGGGACGGUGGACGGAGACUCGUCAGGAUCAGACAGCCACUGCAACACCUCCAUGUGAUGGCGCUGAUGGAGGGGUGUGUCUUUGCAGGUCGUAAAGGCUCCUCCUUCAGCUCUGACUGCAAACAGGGAGCAGUGGACUUUCCCCUCGAAAAGCGAAACAAGAAGGGACCGCCAGUCGUCAUCCUGAUCCUGAGCGCGUGUGUGCGUGUGUGUGUGCGCGCGUGUGUGCGUGCGUGCGUGUGUUCUCAGACAGGUGCCAAACCUCAGGAGUCGCUACACUGGUCCAGGCUCACGAACCCUGACACAAGUCUCACUCCCCCUUUAAACAAAUCGUUUUGUUUACAUACUUGAAGCAAUGCACUUUUUUAAUUUACUGCCUGGAGCUGUUGGCAGUUUUUUUGUAGGGUUUUUAUGUUCCAGGUACAGAUUUGGUUUUAAAUGCUGUGGAACAAAUAAUGGGUCGUGUUUUUCUGGGAGGGUGAUUUAGACGUAGACUUGCAAACCUUCAGGGAACUUUUGUUUUCAUGAGUAACUACAUUGAACUGUCUGAGCUGAGUGUUCGUACCUGUGGCUGUUGAGACGUCCUCGAGGCGCCGGACGGUGACGUGCAGCUCCACAGACACUGAACUUCCCAACGGGACGAACUGCAGCGUCUCCCUGUUCAGACGCUCCACAUAAGCUACUUCUCACAAUGACGGACGCUGUUCAGCCGUUCAGGAGGGAGAACGUGUGUAGACAUAAAAAGGACUCAAAGGACUUCUGGCUUCUGUUUGUUUCUGAGAGCUUAUUUUUUAUGGACGUUAAAAAAACGCUCUCGCCUCUUGUCGCGUUUUCUGACGGAUGAACGCAUUUGUUCGAGUUCAGUAACUAAACAGCUGUAUUUUAUAGAUUUUUUGUGUCUUUUGUAAAAUAAAGAAAUACACGCACACUGGUGCUGUAAUACUAUUUGAGCUGUAAUCCAUUAUGACUGUACAGAGCGGCCUGUAAAUGAAUUAAGAACAUGUUUAACUGUAAGUAAAUAAGCCGACCUCCUUUACAAUCAGAUCCUGUUUGUAGCAUCACAAGUUAAAGCGAAGUGACGUCUCUAGAUGCCAUUUUUACCUACGUGAGUUAAAUGUGUAGAUUUCCUGCCAUAUUGAUCAACGCUACCAUGUCAAUCACUGGUAUCUCCCUGUUUUUACUGAUUAAAAUGUUUUCUACCAUUCUCA
Messenger RNA from Betta splendens (Siamese fighting fish), 10442 nucleotides. RefSeq names its product cadherin, EGF LAG seven-pass G-type receptor 2 (gene celsr2). The transcript has 33 exons. The coding region runs from base 317 to 9292 and encodes 2991 amino acids. The record is from RefSeq and is a predicted model, not a curated record. Gene Ontology annotation, molecular function: calcium ion binding; G protein-coupled receptor activity. Gene Ontology annotation, cellular component: plasma membrane. Lineage: Eukaryota; Metazoa; Chordata; Actinopteri; Anabantiformes; Osphronemidae. Gene Ontology annotation, biological process: G protein-coupled receptor signaling pathway; cell surface receptor signaling pathway; homophilic cell-cell adhesion.